CACCAAGCAACUCCUCGACUCACUACCCCCGCCGCCGGCCGCCUCCCCCGCAAUGUUCGAGCGGACGCUGCAGGACCUGAUCCGCGGGCUGCGCGCGCACAAGGCGUCGUCGCGCGCGCAGGAGGAGUCGUUCCUCGCCGAGGCGAUGGCUGAGAUCCGCAAAGAGCUCAAGGGCAAGGACAUGCAGCUCAAGGCGGAAGGCGUGUUGAAGAUGUGCUAUCUCAUGAUGCUCUACCCCAUCCCCGCGCCGGCGGGCUUCGCGUUCAACGUGGUCGAGACGAUGAGCUCGCCGCGGUACCACCUGAAGCAGCUAGGCUAUAUGGCCGCGCCGAUGGCCUUCUCUGGCGACUCGGAGGAGGUCGUCCUUACCGUCAACAGCAUCAAGAAGGACCUGCAGUCUCCGCACCUCGCCAUACCCGCGCUACCGCUAUCAGCGCUGCCCCACCUGCUAAGCCUCUCACCAAGCCUGGCACACACGCUGCACCCCGACCUGCUGGUGCUGCUGACGCACUCGAGCCCACGGAUACGCAAGCGCGCGGUCCUGUGUCUCCUGCCGUGCUGGGAGGCGUUCCCGGACGGCCUGCGCGAGGGCUUCCCGCGCCUCCGCGAGCGCCUGCUUGACGAGGACCAGGGCGUCGUCGGCGCGACGGUCAGCGUGGUCAUGGAGCUUGCGCGCCGGCAGGGAGGGAGCAACUACCUGCCGCUCGCGCCCGAGCUGUUCGGCAUCCUCACCAAGAGCAGCAACAACUGGAUGCUGAUCAAGGUCGUCAAGCUGUUCGCGCUGCUCACGCCGCUCGAGCCGCGGCUCGUUCGCAAGCUGCUCCCCCCGCUCACGGCGCUCAUCUCGUCCACGUCGGCGAUUUCGCUGUUGUACGAGUGCGUCCGCACGUGUAUCGUCGGCGGCAUGCUCGACCCCGAUCGCGAGGAGGGCGAGGCGCUCGCCCGCGUGUGUGUCGAGAAGCUGGGUGGAUAUUUGAGAGACGAGGGAGGCGACCAGAAUCUGCGCUACAUCGCCCUCCUCGCCAUGGUCAAGAUCACCCCGACCCACCCGUACAUGGUCGCAGAGUACCAGGACGAGAUCCUGGCGAGUCUCGACGAUGCGGAUCUGUCGAUCCGCAUGCGCGCACUCGAGCUCGUGACGGCCAUGGUGGACCGCGGGAACCUGCGCCACAUUGUCGACGAGCUGCUCACGCACCUCGCCCCGCCAGAGGAGGAGGCGAGCCUGCCGUCCGCCAUGUCGUCGCUUGCCGCCGCUGCGGCCAAGACAAAGACCUCAGACCCGACAGUCACUGCGCAGAACAUCUCCCAGUCGCCAUCGUACCGCCUGCUCCUGUCCCAGCGCGUCCUAGACAUCAUCGCCCACGACACGUAUCUCCACGUCUCCGACUUUGAGUGGGUCGUGUCUGUGCUCGUUGACGUCGCGUACGUCAGCCACGUGGAUAUCGGCACCCAGGUGCACGACAUGCUGCUUGACGUCGUGGCCCGUGUCAAGAGCGUGCGCGGGUACGCUGUCAAGGUGUUGGAGCGGGUCGUUGCAGACGACGAGUUCAGGGAGCGCAUCAAGGACAAGUCGGGCGAGGACGGCCUCCUCCGCGCUGCUGUGUGGAUCUGCGGGGAGUACUCGAGUGAACUCCACUCCCCGCUCAGCACCAUCUCCAACCUCCUCACCCCUUCCCUUGCCCAGGCGCCACCGGCCGUCGUUGCGCUUUCGCUGCAUGCCGCCGCCAAAGUGUUCGGGCACUAUGCCGCGACCAUCUCGGCAUCAUGGUCGGCUGAGUUACACGAGGAGUGCAAGAACGUCGUCGCGAGCAUCCGCUCUGGUGCCGAGCCUUUCCUCUACAGCGCAGACAUCGAGGUGCAGGAGCGCGCUGUCGAGCUCACACAGCUCCUCGCCUUUGUCAACGCCGACCUCAGCAACCACGUGCCACCGAAGCGGUCUGCUCCUGUCGAGUCGAUUCCUGGCGUCGAGGGAGGCUUCGAGGAUGACGGCCAGGCCGAGGACGCAGAGCCACCCUACCCCAAGUCCUUGUUCCUCUUCGAGCCGCUCUUCACGUCGCACGAGCUCAACUCGGUCGCCUACAUGGCACAGGAGGCCGUUCGCAUCCCCGAUGGUAUCGACUUGGACAAGCCCAUCGUCCCGAACAACGGCUUCGCGGGUAUCCAGGACGACGAUGACGCUGAGAGCGAGGACGAGAAGCAGGAGGUCGACCUCGGCGAGGGCGGUGGAGCCGGUAUGGACGAGCUCCGCCGUGUCCUCCGCGACCAGGAGCGCAAGGGCAAGAAGACCAAGGGCAAGGGCAAGAAGGCCGAGGGGGAGCUCACUGCAGCUGAGAGGGCUGAGAAGCUGAAGAAAAAGGCAGCCAAGCGCGAACGUGCCCGCAACGACCCAUACUACCUCUACGACAAGAAGGACGACGUUGACGACGACGACGUUGAUGACAUCCCGAUAGUCCGGCUAGACGACUCGGAGAUGGCCGCAGCGGAAGCGCCAGCGCCGACCAAGGUCAAGUCGAAGAAGAAGCGCGCAUCAGUGCUGGCCCCACCACCAGAGUUUGACCGGAACGGCGAGAUGCCCGCGGGUGCGGCUCCAGUAGCGCCAGCAGCAGCCUCUGCAGCUAAGCCCAAGUCGGGGCUGGCGGCAGUCGACUUGCGCACCGCAGCACCCGUUGCGUCCCGGCCAAGCACCUACGACGAGUACGACGCGGACGGACUCCCGCCGCGCUCGGCCGUCGCGACGCCUGUGCCAGCGCCAGUGACAGCCGCAGCUGAGCCAGCACCGACACCUUCAAUAGCAGACGCACCGGCCGACGAGGCGCAGGCGGUCAAGGUUGUCAAGGUGAAGCGCAAGAAGAAGAAGGCGGUGGUUUAGAGGGAGUGGAGUGGA
Messenger RNA from Vanrija pseudolonga, 2884 nucleotides. It is a transcript of the gene AP3D1, whose product is annotated as AP-3 complex subunit delta-1. Gene Ontology annotation, cellular component: membrane coat; endosome membrane; AP-3 adaptor complex. Gene Ontology annotation, biological process: protein targeting to vacuole; Golgi to vacuole transport; intracellular protein transport. The coding region runs from base 53 to 2869 and encodes 938 amino acids. The transcript has 5 exons. The record is from RefSeq and is a predicted model, not a curated record. Lineage: Eukaryota; Fungi; Basidiomycota; Tremellomycetes; Trichosporonales; Trichosporonaceae.